AUGAUGCUCUUGGUCUUACUUGGUCUGCUCCCUUACCUUGCCAGUGCGGUAGUACUCGACAAAAAAGCAGAAGCGUAUGUCGGAUCUACCACAUCUGAUAUAUUCCCUCCCACAGGUACCAAAGUCAACAGCGAUCUUUUCCCUGGUGAGACCGGCGUAGGUUACCCGGGAGUGACCGUAACAGGCGUAGAGCCAGCUGCCGUCCAAACGGCCGCUUCUUAUGCCUACAACACCGGAUCAUUAUCAUCUUAUCCUUUAGUCGUCGAUCAACCAGAAGAUGGCGAUCAGAAUAUCGACAUAUCAAAGUAUUGGGGUAAUCUCUCACCAUGGUAUUCAGUCCCAUCUUCGUUUUACGGUCUUAACGAUACCACCCCUUUGGCUCCUGAGGGAUGCUCAGUCACCCAGGUCCAUCUGUUGUACAGACAUGGUGCGCGAUACCCAACGAGUGGUUCAGCACCAUAUCAAUUCAGCGGGAAGAUGGCAAAUGCCACUAAACAACAAGGUGGAUUCAACGCUUGGGGAGAAUUAGAAUUUUUGAAUGAUUGGACAUUCAAGUUGGGUGCAGAGCUUUUGACUGUUAGUGGUAGAUUGCAGAAUUUCGCUUUGGGUGCUGCAUUCAGACAACAAUAUGGAUAUCUCCUCAACAACUUCACGGAACAAGGGACUUUACCUGUUUUCAGAACGGAAUCGCAGGAUAGGAUGGUAAAGACCGCUGAGAACUUUGCGGCGGGCAUGUUCGGUGUCCCAGAGUAUAUGGAUCAGGUCAAUAUUGAAAUCAUGGUUGAAACGUCGGGUGUCAAUAAUACUGGAGCGCCAUAUGAGACCUGCACCAACUCGAACGUGGCGUCUCGAGGAAGCAUAGGAUCAACAGCUGCUAGCGCCUUUGCGAAGAAUGCCUUUAAUGGAACGAUCGAUAGGCUUCAAGGUCAAAUAACAGGAGUCAAUUUCACUUCGACCGAUAUUAUCGCUAUGCUCCAAUUGUGCUCUUACGAGACGGACGCUUUAGGUUACUCAGCUUUCUGUAAAUUGUUCACGAAAGAGGACUUUGAGAAUUACGAGUACUACUACGAUAUCUCAUUCUACUACAACAACGGCGCGGGAUCACCCGUAGCUGCAGCCCAGGGUAAAGGCUUCUUAUCAGAAUUUGUGGCUCGAUUCACUCAGACCCCCAAUCCCGCAGCGGACAACUCAAUCAACUCGACUUUGGACAAUAACCCCACCUACUUCCCAUUGAACCAGUCGAUCUACGCUGAUGCAACUCACGAAGUCAUUCUGCUCGAUACAUUCACCGCUCUGAACCUUUCAGCGUUAUUCAGUUCAGGCCCCUUACCUACCGACAAGAGGACUCAAAGCUCUUUCAAAGCUUCUCAGGUUGUUCCAUUCGCUACUCACUUGGUUAUUCAGGUAUUGGAAUGUCAAAAUACCUCUCCUUCCAAGCAAAUCAGAUUCAUCUUGAACGAUGCUGUUCUUCCCAUCGAUCAAUCGUACCAAGGUUGCGAGUGGAACAAAGAUGGAUUAUGCUCAUUCGACAACGUGGUGAAAGCUUUGCAGCAGAGAGUUGAAGAGAUCGAUUGGGAAUACGAUUGUCAUGGGAAUUAUACGGCCGUUCCAGGACAGGACUAUAAUGGCCGAGCUCCAAGAGACUAA
Messenger RNA from Kwoniella botswanensis, 1647 nucleotides. RefSeq lists its product as uncharacterized. Gene Ontology annotation, molecular function: acid phosphatase activity. Lineage: Eukaryota; Fungi; Basidiomycota; Tremellomycetes; Tremellales; Cryptococcaceae. Bases 1 to 1647 code for a protein of 548 amino acids. The transcript is spliced from 5 exons. The record is from RefSeq and is a predicted model, not a curated record.